Molecule: messenger RNA, 660 nt
Organism: Myotis davidii
Lineage: Eukaryota; Metazoa; Chordata; Mammalia; Chiroptera; Vespertilionidae
Product: protogenin-like
Exons: 6
Coding region: 1-660 (219 amino acids)
Biological process (GO): cell-cell adhesion; axon guidance
Cellular component (GO): axon; plasma membrane
Source: RefSeq, a predicted model, not a curated record
AUGGGACAGAAUUAUCUUGAAAAUGGCAACACUUCAAGAUUUAGCUUUAGUUUGGAAAUGCCUAUUUCUGCAUUUGAAGUUCAGCCAGUUUCUACUGAGGUCCAAGAAGGUGGAAUUGCUAGAUUUGCAUGCAAGAUUUCAUCAAACCCUCCUGCAAUUAUAACAUGGGAAUUAAAUCGAACAACCCUACCUGUAACUAUGGACAGCAGGGUAACUGCCCUACCAACAGGGGUAUUGCAGAUCUAUGAUGUUGGCCCAAGGGAUGCUGGAAAUUAUCGUUGUGUUGCUGCUACUGUAGCCCACAGGCGUAAAAGUAUGGAGGCUUCUCUAACAGUGAUUCCAGCUAAGGAGUCUAAAUCUUUCUACACACCAACCAUUAUAGCAGGUCCACAGAACAUAACCACAUCUCUCCAUCAGACUGUUGUUUUGGAAUGCAUGGCCACAGGAAGUCCCAAACCAAUCAUUUCUUGGAGCCGUCUUGAUCACAAGUCCAUUGAUGUCUUUAAUACUCGGGUACUUGGAAAUGGUAACCUCAUGAUAUCUGAUGUCAAGCUGCAACAUGCUGGUAUAUAUGUUUGUCGGGCCACUAUCCCAGGCACACGAAACUUCACAGUUGCCAUGGCAACUUUAACUGUAUUAGCUUACUUCCACCUUUCUUGA